GUUAUCUAAAAAUUUUUAACUUAUGGGUAUAAGUAUAUCUAUUAACAGCGAUAAUUUUCACAUUAAGAUCAGUAACUGCUUUUUUAUAAACAAUAUGAGAUAUUAUUUCAAUUUCAUUCGCCUUCAUCAGAUGAAACAACAGUGAAAUCAGUGGCAACUAAUAUAGUGAAAUACAUUCUUACUAUUCAUAGACUGGUAAAUAUAAAUUUUAAACUAAUAAAACUCAACUUUCAAGAAUGGAUACAUUUAAAAAUGCACUUGAAAUUGUACAGCUUAUACCAGUUUUCACUUACUUAAACAUACUUAGUGACUUUUUAUUUAUUGAAAAUUACCUGUCAGAAAUUGAUCAAAAUAAACAAAUACCAAUUGUUAAUGCACUCUAUAAAUACUUGGACGAUAAUCAGAAUAAUUUUGAGAAUAAAAAUAAAUUAAUAAGAAAUUUGUUAAAAGGCAGCGAUCUUUAUGGAGAAAAAGACAAUGAACAUUUUGAUAUCACUUUUGUUAAUGUGAUGUUCGAAUAUAUUAUUAGUUCUUUAAUAUUUGACAAAUAUGGUAAUAUUUAUGGCUUCUUGGCAGAUGUUUUUUGUAGAGCGAAAUGUUUUCAAGUAAAUCAAAUAUUGAAUAUGAUAAGAAAAAAUCUUGAGAUUGCAUUGUUUCAAAAUGAAUAUGGCGAUGAAUCUACUCUCAGUAAUUUAUCAGUGAAUAGAAUAUAUAACGAUAUAAUAUUGCCUCUGUUUCCUCGACCAAAGGCUAAUCUUAGUUUAUUGUCUCAUGAUUAUAUUUAUGCUCAAGCUGGUUUAAUGUUCCUUCGACCUGGAAGAAUAAAUACUGCCUAUUAUAAUGAUUUUGAAAGUAGUGAUGAAAAUCUAACUGAAGAAAAUUUAUUUGAAGAAUACUUAUUAAUUGGACGUGUAAUUGAAAAAUUAAUUCUAUCUGACGAGAAGAAUUUUGAAAUAUCAAAAGCUUUUGCUCUUCCUGCUCUUUCGUAUUAUAUUUUGAAUUCAAAAUAUUUAUUUGAAUUUGAAAACAUGGAAAAUAUAAUUUCACAAUCAAAUUUCUGGAGUACAGCUUAUCAGGAAUUAUUUCAAUAUAUAUCUAAAGCAAUUAAUGACCCUGAAGUCAAUUUAAGGAAUGAGUACAUAGUGAAAAUGCAUUUGGCACUUUCUAAUUUUCAAAGUAGUGCCUCAUUGUUGAAAACUUUUCAAGAGCAAAAUUGUACUCAUUUAGCAGUAAGCCAACAAAUUUUACGACUUCCAAUUGAUUUACAUUAUCCAGAAUCAUAUCAAUGUAAAUUUGUCAAACCUGUACCUAAUUUAAAACAAUACUUGAUGAGUCAAAUUUAUACAAUCAGUGAAUUAUAUGAAACAUAUGAUUUUCAACUAGUCCAAGAGGUCUUUCCAAAAUCUCUAAUAGACAAUUUUAACCAAGAUGGAAUUAUUAUAAAAAUACUAGAUUCUAACAAUACACUCAAAUCUGAUGAUGAUUUAUCAAAGUCAGAACAUUCAUCAUGCGACAUUUUGGAAUUAUAUUUUCCCAACAACAAAAGCUUUGGCUACUUUAUUUUAAGACGAGACGAUUACAAUAUAAUAUUUAUAAAUAAAGCUGAUAAUCCAGAAGUUUUUCAGCAAGAAAUGAAGAUAUGUUUUAAAAAAUUAUCUAGUACACCAAAUCUUGAAAUUUUAAAAACAACUAAUGAAAACAUGAACGAAUUUUUUAAAAAUUAUAUUAAGUACAAAAAAUUGCGAUUAGAGUCACACUUGACAUAUUUAGACAACUAUUAUAAAAGACACAAUAAAUCAUUGAAAAAUGAUUGGUGGAAGGAAUUCGGUUUAUCUUUAGUGCCAUACUAUCCAUGUUUAUCAAAUAUGUCGGACACUAAUUAUUAUGGAAGUAUUUGUGUAUCAAAUAAAAUAAAAUAUUUACACGACUAUCAACAUUCAUUAGGCACAACAAUCAGAUCAAUUUUUUUAAAAAAUGCAGCUAGUGAAACACUAAAUGAAAUUCUAACGAAAAAUCAAUAUCAAUUCUCAAUAAUAUUUGUAUUAAAUAUAAAUAAAAUAUUUGAGAAUAUUCCUUUAUAUUUAAAAUAUCCUGCAUUUCAACUAACCUAUGCAACCAAAGACACAAUAAGAUUACUUGAAAAAAUAAUUAAUUCUUUAAAAGAAAAAACUGACUUCAGUUUUACUUCAAUCAUAAGUAGUCUUUCUAAGAUUUUAAUUUUAAAGUCCAAUGUUUACAAAAGCAUUUAUGCUAUUGGUGAAAAAAAUAGUCGAUUGGUUUUCGUAAACACUUUGCAAAAUCAUAGUAAUACUGGUUAUGGUUAUAAGUUUAUUUUUCUAUCUUCCAAUAUUUCAGAAAUUGCACAAUUGAGAACUGACUAUGAUUUUAAUGAUGAGAAAUUAUUUUUGCAAUGGUAUUUGGAGAAAGAAAGGAAUAUUUUUAUUGCUUUAAAUAACGUAAGCUUUCAACCUGAACCUAAUCAUAUUAUGUAUGAAAUUAAUAAUCAACUAAGGAGAAGACCAAUUAAACUUUUAUUUUCUGGAAUAUCAAUGAUUAAUUAUGAUGAAAAAUGUAAUGAAGAGGAAAAAUUUAUUAAUCUUUGCCAAAGACGACGACUUUUAAAUGAAAAAUCUUACUACGAAAAUGAAGCCAUAAACUUCGUUAAGAAAAAGUUAAAUCUUUCUGAAAAUGUAAUACGCAAUAUACUUGAAACUUACACAUUUCCAGAUAACGCAACUCUUAUGCGAUUUAUCAAUGAUGGGCUGGACAACAAUUCCUUUAAUGAACCCAAUUGGGGUAGAAAAUAUAUAAUAAACAAUCGUGAUUUAUUAAAUGAAUUAAGAUACAACAUACAUUUUGAAAACCACAAUAUAUCAGAAUUUGAAGCUGAAUUUAGAAUCAAUUCUUUUUACACUAAAAUAGAAAGAAGUAAAAUUGAAGAAGAAUCAUCGAUAAACAGAAUAAUUACAGAUUACAAUAAACAAAAUGCAAGAUAUUCUUGCACAUUUCAUGAUUACUAUGCAAUAAGAAAUUACGCAACAACAGGAUAUAAAAGAAUAACAGGUGAUACACAGGAAGCAAAGUUUAUGAAAAUUGCAUUAUAUAAAUUAGCAUUGAGACAAUCUGAUGAAUAUGAAGAGAAAUUGGAAUUAAAAUUAUUUAGAUUUGAAACUAAACCUAUUUCAAUUAUCCAAAAUAUAUCUUCUCAACAAUAUAUUACUUUGCAAAAAUUUGUACUAGCAUUUUCAAAUGCAGGAACUGCUACAGAAUUUGUUGGUUAUCCAACUGUUGGUUAUUCAAACAUUCUUUAUGAAAUGAUAUUUAAUGGAUUAUAUGUAAGGGUGAAAAUAGAUCAAUUUUAUAGAAAAAAAGAGAGGAAUAUCAUUCUUUUACCUGGAAGCACAUUUCUGAUUAGUGGCAGUGAAACAGUGCAAAUUGGAGGAUUGGGCAAUGUUUUAAAAUUAAAACUAGAAUUUAUACAUUAUUAUAAUGAGAAAUAUUAUUGGCAUAAACAUAUUAUGAAUGAAUUAGCUAAAAUCAAUUGAUGUAAAUUUCUAAAUUUUUAAAAAUUUACAAAAUUAGUGAGAGAGAAUUUAAAUUUGUAGACUUUUUUUCGAUUAAAUAAUUAUAUGUAAUACUUAAAUGGUCUCUUAUUGCCUUUCAAAGAGUAAAUAUAGUAUAAAAAUUGAAUAUUGGUCUAUGGACGUUCUGGAGAUAUUAUUUUGUCAUGGGAAAUUAAGAUAUUCCUAAGAUGAUAAAAUGAUAUCUUCAGGACGUCAGUAGGACAUGCUGAAUAUCCGGAUGCUGUUAGGCUGCCGAAUCAACUAAGUUUUUUAUAAUACAAAUUUUUUGUUUUUGAUAAUGGCUCGAGGAAUCUUCCAGAGAAAUAAAUAAUUUAUCGUUUGCAGGAAGUUACAAAUUCAAUAUCCUUAACUUAAAAAUUUCUUCCAAUGAAUGUAUUUUACGAUUUUCCACUUACUUCGAAGUUUUUAAUCAUUUCAGAAUGGCAUAAAAAAAACAAGUUACACCUUUUGUCGGUCUUAGUUUCUUGUACAGGUUUUGACACUCACCCACACACACACAUAGAAGGAAGCAACAAACCUUUAAAAGAUGUAGUGCCCCAGUACUAAGAAGUCAUAUGGUGACCAGUUGCUGGUCGCGAGUCACUCGCUGCGGGAAUCGAGACAAGAAAUGCGUGGAAAUAGCCUCUAGUAAUUUCACACGUUAGUGCUGGCGAAAUUGUUCUCAGCUAGCGCACACACGACGUUUCCGAUGACCGGAGUUCUUCUUCAUCUUCUUCCACUUCGCCACAGCCCAUCGCCCCCUCUCAUAUAUACACUGUAUGGUCCAGCACCUUUCUUGCUUCAUAUCCGGCAUCUCACUUCCACCGAGUCAUUCUACCAAUAAUUUAAAAAUAAUUACCAACGAAACAAAAAUAUAUAACUUCAUCAAGAAUUUGCUAAAUUAAAUAAUUAGCAAUCAUUCAACUACAUAGAAAUUAAUUCAAUAAUCAAUUCGAGGAAAAAUUGUGUGAAUGUCAUCUAUAAUAGGUGUGUACAAUCUGCAUGUUUAGUAUAUAAUAAAAUCAAGAAACUUUAGUGUUACGAACCAACUCAUUUUGCAUACUAAUUAAACGCUUAACUGCAAGCACUUUGAACCGCUUGAAGCAUUAUUUUUUCUUUGUGUAAAUUUUUGUCAUGAACACGCACUUAUAAGCAACUAGAAGAGGUUGACUUAAAGGUCUUAUUGCUGAGAGAAGCGUCUUAAAACUUUAACCAUAGACAGCUCUCGUGGUUCUUACUAAAGCUUAUAUUGCCAAUGCAUUUUAAGUAGUCUAGAAGACUUGCAUUGUGCACCUGAGAAUGGAUCUUGCAUUUUGCCAUUUGACCAUUUUACCCUCUUACGCCCAUAUGUAGCAGUACUUAAGUCGUUUUUGCAAACCUUCAUCCUAUUGGAAUUUCAAGUGCUGUGUCGUAUUACCUCCACAGAAGCAAAAAAAAAAAACCCUAAUGCUACUUGUCAAAUUUAAACUACUCGUUAAAUUAACACACUUUGUACAAAAAAAAAUAUAUACACGUAAGCAUAAAUUGUCUUAAAGAUUUUUUUAUUUUUUUCUGCCACUUCUUCUUAUAAACUUCUCAAUACCAACCCUCUUAAAAAACUUAAAAAUAAUACCAGUAAAAUUCUCCAAUAUUUAAAUGACAAUGAAUUCUUAAAAUACAAAUAUCACUACAAUGCAUUAACUUUAACUGAUACUGUUUUAUCAAGAUUCUAUAUGGUCUUUCAAAAAUUCAUAAAAAAGAUAUUCUAUUUCGUCCUAUUGUUUCAUUAAUAAAUAGUCAUACACAUUUUUUUUUUAGCAAAAACGUUGUAUAAUGAAUUAAAAGAUAAUAUCUGUAUUCUGAAAUCACACAUUAAUAAUAGUUUUGAACUCAUUGAAAAAAUAAAAAAUUCUUAUAUUCCAAUUGAUUACAUUUUAGUCUCCGUUGAUGUUAAAUCUCUGCUUUACCAACGUACCAAUCGAUUUUGUUAUUCAAAGUCUUGAACGUAGAAUCAUAAAUAUCAAUAAUGGUUAAAUCCCUUUUAAUGAUAUUUUACACUGCACUGAAUUUCUUUAUAAAAACACAUUUUUUAUCUUCGAUGGAAAAUAUUAUCAACUAAUUGAUGGUACUCCUGUGGGUUCUUCGAUUUCUGAGUUUUUUUGCUAAUAUUGUCAUAGAUGAUUUAGAAAGUGAUUGUUUUAAAAAAUUAAAAAUUGAACAUAAUUGUGAACCUAUUUUUUACUUUAGAUAUAUUGAUGACACUAUUUUAUGUAUACAUAAAGAUAAUAUUAACCCGGUUAUUGAAA
Messenger RNA from Leptopilina boulardi, 5848 nucleotides. RefSeq lists its product as uncharacterized. The transcript has 2 exons. The coding region runs from base 237 to 3545 and encodes 1102 amino acids. The record is from RefSeq and is a predicted model, not a curated record. Lineage: Eukaryota; Metazoa; Arthropoda; Insecta; Hymenoptera; Figitidae.